This is a messenger RNA of Rhipicephalus sanguineus (brown dog tick), 696 nucleotides long. RefSeq names its product nucleoredoxin-like protein 2. Lineage: Eukaryota; Metazoa; Arthropoda; Arachnida; Ixodida; Ixodidae. The record is from RefSeq and is a predicted model, not a curated record. Gene Ontology annotation, biological process: photoreceptor cell maintenance; sensory perception. The transcript is spliced from 6 exons. The coding region runs from base 1 to 696 and encodes 231 amino acids.
AUGGCUACCACUGACAACAGCUCGUCUCGGUCUCCAGCUGCGGCGCCCACCACAACAUCCCGCAACCCAUCGGAAUGGAGAACUCCCGACGACAAGCCCAUCUGCUUCCGCUGCCACCGGGUGUGCGUGGUGCUGCUUGGCCAACCAGCAGUCCUCGGUGGCCAUCCCUACGGCGUCGCAAGCCCUGGCAACAAGCGCAUGAAGGUGCACACGGAGUUCCGGCGUCCUGGCGAGUCCCUGACGGUGACGGACAUCUUCAAGGGUCACACGCUGCUGCGUGCACAUAGCAACGACAGCGAACAGUCGGCAGAAGAGGCACUCGGCGAUGCCAAAGCUGUGGCUCUGUACUUUGCGGCCUAUUGGUGUCCGCCAUGCUUUGAAUUCACAAUAGUACUGGCUCACGAGUACGACGAAAUGAAGGAGGAGUCUGCGAAACCAGUUGAGAUCGUCUUCGUCACAGCGGACCGCACCGAGGAAGACAUGCUAAGGUUUAUGGCCCAUGUUCACGGACCAUGGUACGCUGUCAAGUUCGACGACAAGGAGUUCCGGAAUGCGCUGUUCGACAAGUACCGCGUCUCCGGCCUUCCUGAUCUCGUCGUUAUCAAGAGGGACGGUACCGUGAUCACCGCCGACGGAGUUGCCGACAUCAAAUAUGACGGAUCGAAGGCCUUCGCAAAGUGGGCUGCGGCGGCAUAG